Molecule: messenger RNA, 375 nt
Organism: Penicillium hordei
Lineage: Eukaryota; Fungi; Ascomycota; Eurotiomycetes; Eurotiales; Aspergillaceae
Exons: 2
Coding region: 1-375 (124 amino acids)
Source: RefSeq, a predicted model, not a curated record
AUGCGUUUCUCUCGGAUUCUGUUCCCCUUGGCCCUGGCCCCAUUGGCUCUAGCUGCCCCCGAGGCUCGUCCCAAUCCUGUCGCUGCACCAGCCCCGGUCGCCACUGGUGGCCUACUCGAGGAGCUACCCGAGAUUCUGAGCGGCGUACAGGGCCUCUUGACCACCGAUAACCUCAACAAGCUGGAUACUAUCCUGGACGGUGCCGCCAAGUUGCUUGCCGCCGAUAAUAUCGAUAUCUUGCAGGAUAUCUUGACCAACGCCCACAGCUUGUUGACUAAGAGCUUUGUCGGGAACACAACUACCCUCAUUGAGGAUGCCACACCGCUGGUUGAUGAUAUUUCCAAGCUUCUGGGUGGUAUACUGGGAUCACUGUGA